AUGAUUAUUCCCAUCCGCUGCUUCUCUUGUGGAAAGGUCACUGGUGACCUCUGGGAGCGCUACCUUCAACUGAUCGCAGAUCCCCGUAAGACCGAUGGCGAUGCUAUGGACGAGCUCGGUCUGAAGCGAUACUGCUGCCGCCGCAUGAUCAUGACCCACGUUGACCUUAUCGAGAAGCUUCUCAAGUACACUCCCGAUGGCCGAAGCGAGAAGAAGCAGAACCUUGGCGUUCAGUACUCAUAG
Fusarium mangiferae is the source of this 243-nucleotide messenger RNA. RefSeq names its product putative DNA-directed RNA polymerase II chain RPB10. Gene Ontology annotation, cellular component: RNA polymerase II, core complex; RNA polymerase III complex; RNA polymerase I complex. Gene Ontology annotation, molecular function: DNA-directed RNA polymerase activity; zinc ion binding; DNA binding. The coding region runs from base 1 to 243 and encodes 80 amino acids. Gene Ontology annotation, biological process: transcription by RNA polymerase I; transcription by RNA polymerase II; tRNA transcription by RNA polymerase III. The transcript is spliced from 4 exons. Lineage: Eukaryota; Fungi; Ascomycota; Sordariomycetes; Hypocreales; Nectriaceae. The record is from RefSeq and is a predicted model, not a curated record.